Messenger RNA from Populus nigra (black poplar), 1621 nucleotides. RefSeq names its product UDP-galactose transporter 1-like. Gene Ontology annotation, cellular component: Golgi apparatus. NCBI's taxonomy places the organism in Eukaryota, Viridiplantae, Streptophyta, Magnoliopsida, Malpighiales, Salicaceae. The record is from RefSeq and is a predicted model, not a curated record. The transcript is spliced from 5 exons. Gene Ontology annotation, molecular function: antiporter activity. The coding region runs from base 392 to 1411 and encodes 339 amino acids.
UUGUUAGUUCAUAAAAUAAACACGAGAGAGAGAGAGAGAGAGAGAGAGAGAGAGAGAGAGAGAGAGAGACGUUUAAUAUUCAACGAAGAGAAGUUUUAAAACCCAAAGAGCUUAAGCAGUAAUCACAUGGAAGAAGAGCUGCCUGCUCCGUUACGCCCUCAUCCUCACCUUCUUAUUACUUCUUCCUCACUAAUUAGGGUUUUCUAAUUAUUUUCCCUUUCCACCUCUCUCAUUUCCCUAAAGACCGCGUCACCGUGGUUCCACUUUCUCUUUCUCUAUCCUUCCUUUUGAUUUUGAAUUCAGCUAUUUGGAAGGGAGGAGAAGUGAAAUUUCUUAAUUGAGGUGAAUUCUGUGGUUUCUUUUUUUUCUGCGAGAAUAUACAGGUUGCGAAAUGGAGGAGAGUGUGAUUUUUCAGUGGAGUGUGUUUAGAUCUCUGCUAGCUAUUCUCCAAUGGUGGGGUUUCAAUGUUACUGUUAUUAUCAUGAACAAAUGGAUCUUCCAGAAACUGGAUUUCAAGUUUCCGCUAACAGUAUCUUGCAUCCAUUUCAUAUGCUCAUCCAUUGGAGCAUAUGUGGUAAUCAAGGUUCUGAAGAUCAAACCGUUGAUAGUGGUUGAACCUGAAGAUCGCUGGCGAAGGAUAUUUCCCAUGUCGUUUGUGUUUUGCAUCAACAUAGUGCUGGGGAAUGUGAGCUUACGAUUCAUUCCAGUUUCGUUUAUGCAAACAAUAAAGUCAUUUACUCCUGCAACCACAGUUGUUUUACAGUGGCUAGUUUGGAGAAAAUAUUUUGACUGGCGAAUUUGGGCUUCUUUGGUACCAAUUGUUGGAGGAAUCCUUCUAACAUCAGUUACUGAGCUUAGUUUUAAUAUGUUCGGAUUUUGUGCUGCCUUAUUUGGAUGUUUGGCCACUUCAACAAAGACUAUUCUUGCAGAAUCUCUGCUGCACGGAUAUAAAUUUGACAGCAUAAACACCGUGUACUACAUGGCACCUCUUGCAACCAUGAUCUUGGGAUUACCAGCAAUCUUGGUUGAAGGUAGCGGGGUUAUAAAUUGGUUUUACACCCACGAAGCUGUCUGGUCUUCCCUCAUCAUCAUUUUAAGCUCUGGGCUGCUGGCCUUUUGUCUCAACUUCUCCAUCUUUUAUGUGAUUCAUUCCACAACUGCAGUAACAUUUAAUGUUGCUGGAAAUCUUAAGGUUGCAUUUGCUGUUCUAAUUUCCUGGAUGAUAUUCCGGAACCCGAUAUCUGUCAUGAAUGCUGUUGGAUGUGCCAUUACACUUGUAGGGUGUACAUUCUAUGGGUAUGUGAGGCACUUGCUCUCCCAACAGCCUCCACCACCAGGAACACCCAAGACUCCGAGGAAUCGGAUGGAAUUACUUCCCCUUGUAAAUGACAAAUUGGAUGAUAAGGUCUGAUUGAGAGGUCAUGGUAUUGAGGCCCUGCGCAGUUGGCAUAGGAGGGGUGAUUUGAAGAGAAGAAUGAGAACUUCACUUUGUCGUGUGGGCCUCCAUUAGAUCACUCAAAAUUUUUACUGAUGUUCUUUUCCCCGCACAGAAAUAGAAAUCAUUCAGUUUUUGGCCAGUGGUCUAAUAUUUAUUUAUAUUUGAUAAAUCAGCCUUUUUGCA